AUGGAAAUCGCAGAGGAUGCAGAUAGUUUGUGGUCCCAGGAGCGAGAGAAUAUCAUUAUGAAGUAUGAGAAGGGACACCGAGUUGAGCUGCCCGAGGACAUGGGGCCUGAGCCUGUUGGAAUCGACAGCAGCAUUGAUCGCUUCGGGAUUGUGCAUGAGACAGAGCUGCCUCCUGCCACUGCUCGGGAGGAGAAGGUAAGAGCCUGGUGCGUGGGGGGGCUGGGCAGGUGGCACACUGUUGUUUUGUGCCCACAGCUGAUAGAUCGAGUAUAUAAGGGCAUUCCCAUGAACAUCCGGGGCCAAGUGUGGUCAGUCCUGCUGAACAUACAGGAAGUCAAGUCGAAAAACCCCAGAACAUACAAGGUCAUGAAGGAGAAGGGCAAGAGGUCGUCUGAACACAUCCACCACAUGAACGUGGACAUAAGCAAGACACUAAGGACUCACAUCUUCUUCAGGGAUCGAUACGGAACUAAGCAGCGGGAACUAUUCUACAUCCUCCUGGCAUAUUCGGAGUAUAACCCGGAGGUGGGCUACUGCAGGGACCUGAGCCCCAUCGCGGCCUUGUUCCUCCUUUAUCUGCCUGAGGAGGAUGCAUUCUGGGCACUGGUGCAGCUGCUGGCCAGGGAGAGGCACUCCCUGCAGGGAUUCCACAGCUCAAACGGCGGGACAGUCCAGGGGCUCCAAGACCAUCAGGAGCAUGUGGUCCCCACGUCACAGCCCAAGACCAUGUGGUAUCUGGACAAGGAAGGUCUUUGCGCGCAGGGUUCCUCGUUAGGCUGGCUUCUCCAGAUGUUGAAUGACGGG
Mandrillus leucophaeus (drill) is the source of this 804-nucleotide messenger RNA. Its product is annotated as TBC1 domain family member 3F-like. The record is from RefSeq and is a predicted model, not a curated record. The annotation marks the transcript as partial. NCBI's taxonomy places the organism in Eukaryota, Metazoa, Chordata, Mammalia, Primates, Cercopithecidae. The transcript has 10 exons.